GAGAGAGAGAGAGUGUGUGUUUGUGUGUUUGUGUGUGUGUGUGUGUGUGUGAGAGAGAGAGAGAGAGAGAGAGAGAGAGAGAGAGAGCGAGCUCCAUCUGUAGCGCCAUCAGAGAGGCAGCAGUGUGCGCGCUCGGCACGCGUCGCAGCUCGCAGGGAAAAACCCGGCACGAGGAGCUCUUUGCCUCGGGAUACUCCAUUUCUGCCGUCACAUCUCGUUCUUUUCCACCCGGGACGCACGAGAUCAGCUUUACCAAACUAACCGGCGGUGAGCUGGGAGAGAGUCCGCCGUUAUACAAUCACCAACCGGUCUUACUUGACUGUCUCUCUCUCUGUCUCUGUCCUAAAGUCUCAGGCAUCUCUAAACGCCGAGACGUUUAAAUACACGUUUUACUUGGCGAUUCUGCGGCUUUUUACGCUGGAAUGAACUCGAGCAGAAGCUCGGCUUUCCGUGUGGAUGGCUGAUUCUGCGGCUGUUGUUCUCCACUUACACGAGAAACAAUUUGCUGUGAUGCGCUACAGCUCUGUCACCGGGUCUUACAGCAACUGAGGCGCACCGGUUUGGGGCAGAAAGCUGACGGCCUGAGGAGGGGAAGAUGACAGCUUUAAUCCCGGCGCUGCUUCUUCUCGCCGGCGUCUCCGUGACGUUGACUCUGAAGGUGGUGUCAAAGAGAGGCUCAGUGGAUGGCUGUACAGACUGGUCUGUGGACUAUCUGAAGUACCGGGUGCUGCACGGAGAACCGGUGAGGAUCAAGUGCGCUCUGUUUUACGGCUACAUCCGGGCGAACUACUCGCAGGCGCAGAGCUCGGGUCUCAGUCUGAUGUGGUACCGCAGCUCGGGGCUCGGCCACGGAGACUUCGAGGAGCCCAUCUCGUUCAACGGCCUGCGCAUGAGCAAAGAGGAGGACGCCAUCUGGUUCAGACCUGCCGAACUGCAGGACGCUGGCCUCUACUCCUGCGUGCUGAGGAACUCGACGUUCUGCAUGAAGGUGUCCAUGACUCUGCUGGUGGCUGAUAAUGACACGGCGGCCUGUUAUAACUCCAAACUGCGCUACACGGAGAAGGCCGAGCUGGGCAAGAGCAAGGACAUUUCCUGCCCUGAUAUCCAGGACUUCAUCCAGCCUGGCCAGGAGCCACAGAUAACGUGGUACAAGGAGUGCAGUGAGUGGCAGUGGAGGCCAAGUAUACUGCAGUCCGGAGACACUCUCUCUAUCCAGGAGGUGACGGAGGAUGACAUUGGGAACUACACCUGUGAGCUGCCCUUCGCAGGCUUCCUCGUGCGCCGAACGACUCACCUGAGUGUGACAGCUCCUCUGACUGAAGAUCCUCCGAAGAUCCUAUUCCCUUCUGAAAGCAAACUCCUCACCAUAGACAUGCAAAUAGGAGCUUCGGUCAAUUUGACGUGCCGAGCAUUCUUCGGCUACAGCGGCGACGUCAGCCCACUCGUGUACUGGAUGAAGGGAGAGAAGUUCAUCGAGGACAUGGACCAGAGCCGCGUCCGAGAGAGUGAUAUCAGGACCAUAAGAGAGCACCUAGGAGAACAGGAAAUGUCCAUCACGUUGACUAUAGAUUCAUUAGAAGAGGGAGAUCUGGGCAAUUACUCUUGUUACGCUGAGAACGGGAACGGAAGACGACAAGCCAGCAUCCAGAUCAGCAAACGCGUUGAGCUGAUGUAUACGAUGGAGCUGGCUGGAGGAUUAGGAGCCAUUUUGCUGCUGCUUGUUCUGCUCCUCUCUGUGUAUAAAUGCUACAGGAUCGAGCUGCUGCUCUGCUACAGACAUCACUUUGGAGGAGAGGACUCGGAUGGAGGUCAUAAGGAGUAUGAUGCGUACCUGUCCUACAGUAAAGUGGAGAUGGAUCAGUGGGGGCAGGAGCUUCAGGACGAGGAACGUUUUGCUCUAGAGAUCCUUCCGGAUGUUCUGGAGAAACACUAUGGCUACAAACUCUUCAUCCCAGACAGAGAUCUCAUCCCCACCAGCAGUCUCAGCAGUGAACAUUACCAGGAUGAGACACAGCUUGUUAGAGCAUACAUUGAGGAUGUGGCUCGUUGUGUGGAGAUGAGCAAGCGUCUGAUCAUUGUGUUGACCCCUGGCUACGUGCUACGUCGUGGCUGGAGCAUAUUCGAGAUGGAGUCACGCCUUCGCAGCUCUCUAGUGUCAGGCGAGAUCAAGGUGAUUCUGAUCGAAUGCGCCGAGCUACGUGGCGUCAUCAACUACCAAGAGGUAGAGGAGCUAAAGCAGUCUAUCAAGUCUCUGACCGUGGUGCGCUGGAGUGGCCCACGAAGCAACAAGCCUGCCUCACGCUUCUGGAAGCAGCUGCGCUACGCUAUGCCGUGCCGCCGGCCACAGCCCAGUCUCAGGACCCCCGCAGUAGACGCAGGAGAGCCGAACCCCUUCGCUCACCUCCACACCGUGUCAGCAAUCUCAGUGGCCACAGCAGCGUCGACAGCAGCAGCCCCGGCACGUCCAGAGCUUCGGGCCGCACUGCGCAGCUCGUACCGAGCGCACUCACUGGCGAGGCAGAAACACGCGCACUUCCGCAGCUACGAUUACGAGCUGCCGCUGGCAGCAGGAGCCACUCUGCCAGCACAACCCACCUACUGCAACCUGCCGCUUACGCUGCUUAACGGCCAGUGGCCCACCGCCAAGCGCCAGCACAGCCUGGACGAGCCGCACGCCAACAACAAUGCCAUGCUACCGUUGCUGCCCCGUGAAACCAGCAUCUCCAGUGUCAUCUGGUGAUGGAGAGGCAGCAAGGAUUAUAUGACUCCUGUAGAUGGGCUAGGCUGGGACAAAACCUCUUUUGCUCAUAGGGAUGUAGGGAAGUCUGGCCAAACAUAUAUAUAUAUAUAUAUAUAUACAUAUAUAUAUAUAUACGGAACCGCCUUGCUCUAAUCAAGCACCAUGGUCUUUCCGUGUCCGGCUUUUGGUCCACUGGAUUAGCUGAUCUCAUACUGAGGCUACUCUGGAAGUAAAGCUCCGCAGUAAGAGAUUAAUUAAAUAGUGCCAUAACAACUUAGUGGGGAGUCUAUGAGUGAACUGAGACUUGCAGCCACACCACACGAACGGAAACAGGGUCCUGCACAGACGUCUGCAGUUUACGCAUAGCAUCACCAUCUCCCGAUCUCUGUACACUUCGUGCCAUCACACUGCCUUUGUUUUUUUAUUAUUAUUAUUGUUUGUUUUUUUUGGGGAUUUUUUAUUUUUUUUUCUGUUGCCAAAAGAUAUACCGGUACUUUCACUUUGUUUCGUCGAUGAUCUUUUUACUGUGCUACUAGACUUGCCGUUGAUUUGACUUACUUUCAGUCUGAAACAGUGUGAGCCAUUUUGAAAUUAGGGCUUGGCUAAAUGAAAUGUUUACCCUUUUUGUUUUCACUGACAGUUUGCUCUACAUGUUGAUCCAAGCGUCCGGUUUCUGUUAGCUUCUGUAUGAUGUGUAUUUAUUAUUUUAAUUGGACAAUUUGUAAGAGGAAAAAAAAAAAACAACAACAACAACAACUACAACAACAACUACACAGAGAAUUAUGCAAGGAGUGGAGCCCAUCCUCAAAUAAUAAAAGGGUAUUUUAAGAAACAAGAAAUCUAUUUUUAUAAAUGGAAAGCUGUUUCUCUCUAUAUAUAACAGCAUCACCAGGACAAGGGGGUAAAAGACUUGUGCAUUUUGGGUAUUUUAUAAAUUUUGCUACAUUGUUUUUUGUUUGUACAACCUACAAUAAAAAUAACUUGAUGUCCUCAGAUUAAUUUAGGAAACAAUAGUAUACUGCAUUUCCUAUAGUUGGAUAAAACCUAAUGAAAUACAAGGGUUUUUUUUUUUUUCUUUUUUUUUUUUCUUCCUUUUUUGAAUAACUCUUAAAGUCAAGUUUUAAAGGACUUAAAAUCCUGUGUAAAAUCCAUAUACAUAGAGGAUUGAUAUGUAUUAUGAUUUGGAUAUUUAUAUUACUAUGUAUUAUAAAACACUACAGCCACUGAAAUGAAGUGUUUAUAUUUCUAAAGGCACAAUCAUUCUUGUUUCCAUUUUGUUUGUCACUGUGCAUUAAAAUCACCAACCUGUCAGUUUAUGUGUAGUAAAUGCUGAAGUCCAGUGUGUGUGUGUGUGUGUGUGUGUGUGUGUGUGUGUGUGCGUGGCUCUCAAUGCAGAAUGUUUUUCAACGGACGUCACUUUCAAUUUCAGUAAUCCCCUUGUAAUGUUUCUUUUUGCUUGUUUAUAAUUGUAAUGUAUGUAACAAUGUAUAAAAUACAAGAGAUGACAAAUACAGUGAAACAACCACACAAAUAUAAUACACACAUAUAUCAGACCAACAAACAAACCAAAUAAGAUCCACAAUACUAGACAAUAAUAGAAAAUGUAAUGACUAAAUAUAAUGUCUUAAUUUAUGAGGCUUAUAGGGUUAGGGUUAGAGUGCACACACCUAUCUAAGGUUGGAGUCCAUGACGCGUUUGAAAUAUGAACUCUUGUGCGAUUAAGCUUAAAUGUGUGUGUGUGUGUGUGUGUGUGUGUGUGUGUGUGUGUGUGUGUGUGUGUGUUUGUGAAACCAAUUUUUGAUACAGGCGAAAUCUGUUCAUUUAUACUGUAAUGAUUCAGGCGUAUUUAGGGUUGUCGGAUUUUUUUUUUCCACUGAUGCUAAUACAAAAAAAAAUUAAAUAACAAAUAAUAUUAGCUGAUAUAACUUUAUUUAUACUAUGGUAUGUCUGAAUACUCGAUUCUGAUUGGCUGGAAGGUGUGCGUUCAAACCGUGUAAUGCACAGGUAGUUCCAUUCAGUUUAAUCACUGUUCUAAAUUAAUACGCUGCCUAUAAACAACUGUAACCAUAGUAACGUACAGUUACAGUAGCAUACAGUAGUUAAACGCACAGCUUCAUUAUUAUUAGUAGAGACGCGGCACAGACGCAGGUAAUCUCUAAUAACUAUUUACUAUAAUGCGUUCAAAUAAACGUAAUCUGAUCGCACUACUUUA
Molecule: messenger RNA, 4952 nt
Organism: Ictalurus furcatus (blue catfish)
Lineage: Eukaryota; Metazoa; Chordata; Actinopteri; Siluriformes; Ictaluridae
Gene: il1rapl1a
Product: interleukin 1 receptor accessory protein-like 1a
Exons: 12
Coding region: 596-2740 (714 amino acids)
Biological process (GO): negative regulation of exocytosis; signal transduction
Molecular function (GO): interleukin-1 receptor activity
Source: RefSeq, a predicted model, not a curated record